CGGGGUUUGCAGUCCGGUUUGACCUCGCCGGUAAGAUGGCUUCUUCAGCUGCAGCAGCGGCGCGCCGGGCGGUGAAGCCGAUAUUCAGCCGGGAUUUGGAAGAGGCGAAGCGGCGAGUCCGGGAGCUCUACCGCGCCUGGUACCGGGAGAUCCCCAACGCCGUCUCUGUUUUCCAGUUGGACAUCACGGUGAAGCAGGGACGGGACAAAGUGAGGGAACAGUUUUGGAAGAACAGACUUGUAACGGACCCCAGAGUCAUCGACAUGCUUGUGAUCAAGGGUAAGAUGGAGCUGGAGGAGACGAUCAACGUGUGGAAGCAGCGGACCCACGUGCUGCGCUACUUCCACGAGACGGACACGCCCACACCCAGAGACUUCCUGUCCAAGUUCUACACGGGUCACGACCCCUGAACCCCCCCCACUUCCUCCCUGAUGCAGAUACAUGAUCUUCUCUCCAUUGCAGACUCGCACACACACACAACUGUCUCUGUGUGUGAAAGAACCAAUAAACUGAGGAAAUUGGGA
Messenger RNA from Polyodon spathula (Mississippi paddlefish), 524 nucleotides. It is a transcript of the gene ndufa6, whose product is annotated as NADH:ubiquinone oxidoreductase subunit A6. The coding region runs from base 36 to 410 and encodes 124 amino acids. The record is from RefSeq and is a predicted model, not a curated record. Lineage: Eukaryota; Metazoa; Chordata; Actinopteri; Acipenseriformes; Polyodontidae. The transcript is spliced from 3 exons. Gene Ontology annotation, biological process: response to oxidative stress.